AUGCCUCCUCGAAUAAACAUCCCGCCCGUCACCCGAGUGUUGCUCAUCGCCUUGCUGUUGCAGUCGAUCCUGAGUGCUGCCGUCCGCUAUCGACAAUGGUCCGCCAACUCGGAGAUCGUCGUCGAAUGGCUCACGCUGGUGCCCCAGCUGUCGCUUUUUUAUCCUUGGGUCUUUGUCACGACGACCCUGGUAGAGAACAACAUUUUCACAUUGGGCAUUGCCGGCAUGACCAUUUUUCAGGGUGGGCGUUACCUUGAGAGAGCUUGGUCGUCAAGGGAAUUUGCAAAGUUCCUGCUGGUCACCGCCUUGAUACCCAAUGCCCUCAGCUUCUUGUUUCUGGUCAUGAUGUUUACGCUUACACGGAAUGAGCGUUGGACGCUCACCACCGUCUCUGGCACGAUAUCGCUGCAAAUGUCCUUCCUCGUGGCCUUCAGCCAGCUCGUACCAGCCCACACAGUCACUCUGUUCCGCGGUAUCUUGUCCAUGCGCGUGCCAAGAUUUCCGCUGCUCCAUCUCGCCGUGGUCACGAUUCUGACCAUGACUCCUAUUCUCACGGUUGCCUCGCUCCUACUGGCCAUUUUUGGACUGUUGACCAGCUGGACGUACUUGCGAUUCUACAAGACCGUUUUCCCCGAUCUCGACUCGUCGCAACCGACCGCAUUACGAGGCGAUGCCAGCGAGACAUUUGCCUUUUCCGAGUUCUUCCCCGGCCCAGCCAAGCCAGUUGUUGCUGCCUUUACAGAGCAGGUUUUCAAUGUCCUGGUUGCCAUGAAGGUCUGCACACCAUUCUCCCAAGCAGAGCUAUCGGCUGCUCAAGGCAACAACUACCUGCCUCGGGGAGCUCCAGGAGGUGUUCGAGCUGAGGCCGAGCGACGGAGAGCGCUUGCGCUCAAGGCACUGGACCAGAGAUUACAUGCUGCGACCGGUGCUCCUCGCAGUCAAUCUCAGCCUCCCAGUCACAUCAAUGGACCGACCGUCUCGACUCAACCACAGACUAGUGCCCAGACUGCGAUGACUUCAGAGCCCACGGCCAUGCUAGGAGAGACAAACUACGUUCCGGAUCAAGAUCAUCACGACAAGGACGGAGCAUGA
Pestalotiopsis fici W106-1 is the source of this 1092-nucleotide messenger RNA. RefSeq lists its product as uncharacterized. Gene Ontology annotation, cellular component: Golgi apparatus; membrane. Lineage: Eukaryota; Fungi; Ascomycota; Sordariomycetes; Amphisphaeriales; Sporocadaceae. Gene Ontology annotation, biological process: retrograde vesicle-mediated transport, Golgi to endoplasmic reticulum. Bases 1 to 1092 code for a protein of 363 amino acids. The record is from RefSeq and is a predicted model, not a curated record. The transcript has 2 exons.